Otolemur garnettii (small-eared galago) is the source of this 297-nucleotide messenger RNA. Its product is annotated as keratin-associated protein 3-1. The coding region runs from base 1 to 297 and encodes 98 amino acids. The record is from RefSeq and is a predicted model, not a curated record. The transcript has a single exon. Gene Ontology annotation, cellular component: keratin filament. NCBI's taxonomy places the organism in Eukaryota, Metazoa, Chordata, Mammalia, Primates, Galagidae. Gene Ontology annotation, molecular function: structural molecule activity.
AUGGCUUGCUGUGUCACCCGCUGCUGCAGUGUCCCUACCGGCCCCGCCACCACCAUCUGCACCUCUGACAAAUGCUGCCGGUGUGGAGUCUGCCUGCCCAGCACCUGCCCACAUGAGAUCAGCCUCCUGCAGCCCACCUGCUGCGACUGCUGCCCCCCGCCUUGCUGUGAGCCUGACACCUAUGUGCCAACCUGCUGGCUGCUCAACUCUUGCCACCCGACGCCUGGCCUGAGUGGGAUCAACCUGACCACCUAUGUCCAGCCUUCCUGCGAAGGUCCCUGCGAGCCCUGCUGUUAA